Molecule: messenger RNA, 1472 nt
Organism: Apus apus (common swift)
Lineage: Eukaryota; Metazoa; Chordata; Aves; Apodiformes; Apodidae
Gene: MSX1
Product: msh homeobox 1
Exons: 2
Coding region: 64-945 (293 amino acids)
Biological process (GO): regulation of transcription by RNA polymerase II; embryonic morphogenesis
Cellular component (GO): nucleus
Molecular function (GO): RNA polymerase II transcription regulatory region sequence-specific DNA binding; DNA-binding transcription factor activity, RNA polymerase II-specific
Source: RefSeq, a predicted model, not a curated record
CCCCAUGAGCAGCGGCGUCCGCUCCCGCCCGGUGCUGCGGUGGCGACAGCGGGCCGGCUCUGCAUGGCCCCGGCUGUGGAUAUGACCGCCGCGCCCACCGGGGUCCGCAGCGACGAGCUGCCCGCAUCCGCUUUCAGCAAGCCCGGCGGCGGCCUCCCCGUCGCGGCGGCGAUGGGCGGGGAGGAGGAGAACGACAAGCCCAAGGUCUCCCCAUCCCUCCUGCCGUUCAGCGUGGAGGCGCUUAUGGCCGACCAUAGGAAGCCGGGCGGCAGGGAGGGCCCCGAGGGCGCCGGGCCCCCGCCGGUCGCCGGGGCGGCCGCCCGCCUCAGCCUCAGCCCCCGCCUGGGUGCCCUGACGGCGGAGGCGCCGGCCUCUCCGCUGCCUCUCGGCGGCCACUUUUCCGUCGGGGGGCUGGUCAAGCUGCCCGAAGACGCUCUCGUCAAGGCGGAAAGCCCCGAGAAGCAGGAGCGAAGCCCCUGGAUGCAAAGCCCACGGUUCUCGCCGCCUCCCCCGAGGCGGCUGAGCCCCCCGGCCUGCACCCUGCGCAAGCACAAGACAAACAGGAAGCCCCGGACACCCUUCACCACGGCGCAGCUGCUGGCCCUCGAGAGGAAGUUUCGGCAGAAGCAGUACCUGUCCAUCGCCGAGCGCGCCGAGUUCUCCAGCUCGCUCAGCCUUACCGAGACCCAGGUGAAGAUCUGGUUCCAGAACCGGCGUGCCAAGGCCAAGCGGCUCCAGGAGGCGGAACUGGAAAAGCUGAAGAUGGCAGCCAAGCCCAUGCUCCCUCCCGCUGCUUUCGGCAUCUCCUUCCCACUGGGCGGCCCAGCUGUGGCCAGUGCCUCUCUUUACGGGGCGUCCAGCCCUUUCCAGCGGGCAGGGCUGCCCGUGGCUCCUGUGGGACUGUACACGGCACAUGUGGGAUAUAGCAUGUACCACCUCACAUAGAGCUGAGCCCCGUCGAGCCCAGCCUGCCGGCUCUCCGCUCCUGCUGGCCCCUCGCACACUCCCUCCCUACUCCUCUGGCUCCUUGCUGCGGUCUUCUCCACGGACCCCGUGGCAGAGACUUCUCUAGUCCAGCUCUGCUCAGCCUCUGCUUCCCUCUGUGAUGCUAUUCUCCCCCGUUUCACACUCCUCAGCAGUCCUGGGAGCUGCUCUGGGUUUCUGGCUGGCAGAAACCUGAGGCAUCACCCCAGCCCCUCUCCGGCACAGGACAGUGAUGGGCCAACCCUGUUCUGCUUCCCCGGGUCCCGCUGGCAGCCUGGGGAGAGCCCCUUGCUGUGGGGGAAGGAACUAUGGAUGAGAAACGGCAAAAAGGGGGCUGAAAGACAGGACGUUUCUUUUUUUUCUGCAAGGCAAGGUCAAGAGGCAGAAGUGUAGUGCAGCCUCUCCCGACCCUGUGUAACAGCACCGUCUGUUACCUGUGUUUGUUCCUUCACUAGCUCCUUUGGAAGGGGCUCUGUGUACUAUGUAAU